AUGAUUCAAUGCAAAUGGCUUUUAUUUUUAAUAGCUCCUGUUGUGAUUACUAGUAUUUUAACUUUAUUAUACAUUUUUAUAAAACGUAACAAUGGUAAUGGAUAUUGUCUAUCGAAAUUGUCUGCCUUUACACGUAUACGUUUUGAUAGUCUUGAAGAAAAACGGCAAACAUAUUGUCCAGCUAAUAAUAAAUGUCAAUGCCAUCCAAAAGGUUCUGCUACACAUAUUGAACCGAAUUUAUUAUGUAAACAUCGUUCACCAACAUUGUGUAUAAGUUUUGCUGGUGCUGCAAUGAUGGUUUAUGGUGUACGAACAACAGAAUGGCGUGGUUCAAUGAAAGAAGUACAUCAUGAUACAAACGAUGAAUUUGAUGCAUUAUUUUUUACAGAUCCAGCACAAUGUUUUUAUUUACAAGAUCCAAAUUAUCAAUGGCAAGGUUUAACAUAUUAUCGCGAUUUAAUAAAAUUAUAUUCUACACUUUAUCAACGUAUUAUUUUAAUUGGUGCUAGUCUUGGUGGAAGUAUGGUAUGUAUGUGUGCAGAUUUAGCAACAUUAUCAAUUGCAUUUAAUCCAAUAGUAGAUCCAGUUUUACUUGGUUUACCUUGGCGUUUCAUGGGUGCUUAUUGUCCAGUAAGACAAGCAGAAGUUGUUCGAAAUCAAGUACAUAACACCAUGGAAAAAAUAAAUACUAAUAAAACUAGUCAUAAUUGUGCACUUCAUAUACAUUGGAGUCAAUUAUCAAAAUCUGAUCAAAGACAAGCUCAUCAAAUUGUUGGUGGUGGUAAACAUAACAAACCUAAACAAACAGAAUGUUUAACAUCAGUUCUUGAUUUUGAUAUUAAUGAUGCAAACAUGAAUAGUAGAUCAGGUGUUCAUAUAUGGUUCCAUAAAUAUAAAGAACAUGCAUUAGCUUUGGCAUUAAAACGAACUCAUCAAUUAAUACCAUUGUUAAGACGUCAUACAGGAGCAACAUCAUUAGGUUUAAAUACAAUUAGUCAUAAAUUAGACGAAAAACAACCACAAGAUUCAGUUAUUAUCAAUAUGCCAUCAUAA
Molecule: messenger RNA, 1053 nt
Organism: Rotaria sordida
Lineage: Eukaryota; Metazoa; Rotifera; Eurotatoria; Philodinida; Philodinidae
Source: the annotation of a GenBank genome assembly